AUGAGCCACGAGGCCGGUACCGCAUCCCCUACCGCCACUCUCCCUUCUCUCACCCUCCCCGCCGCCCCCAUCGAUGCCGUCGCAGGUCACAGCGAUGGCAUGGGCCUUUCUUCUCCUGGUGGCCUUCCGGUCAUUCCGGCCAGAUGGCCAUCUCUUCCCAGCAUGCCGGUCUCCCAGCCGGAGACUGUAGCGCAGCCCGAGGGCAACAUCCCUCAGGUUAACAUGCCUCAGAGGAACACCCCUAAGAAGGGCAGCAGCAAGCAGUCUGAGCUGAGUGAGGCGGCGAAGGAGUUCAUUGCCGCCCACAAGUCCUAUGAUAGAUCGGCUAAGACCUUCGAUGAAGCCACGGAGAAGAUCUAUCUGACGCUGGACGAGUGGCGGCGUGCCUGGGAGGCCCAUGUCGCCGAUCGGGAGGCAUCAGGUAAUCAGAAGCAGGAGAAGUGA
Penicillium argentinense is the source of this 444-nucleotide messenger RNA. RefSeq lists its product as uncharacterized. The transcript has a single exon. The record is from RefSeq and is a predicted model, not a curated record. The coding region runs from base 1 to 444 and encodes 147 amino acids. NCBI's taxonomy places the organism in Eukaryota, Fungi, Ascomycota, Eurotiomycetes, Eurotiales, Aspergillaceae.